Molecule: messenger RNA, 1113 nt
Organism: Anoplopoma fimbria (sablefish)
Lineage: Eukaryota; Metazoa; Chordata; Actinopteri; Perciformes; Anoplopomatidae
Gene: atp6ap1lb
Product: ATPase H+ transporting accessory protein 1 like b
Exons: 8
Coding region: 1-1113 (370 amino acids)
Cellular component (GO): proton-transporting V-type ATPase complex
Source: RefSeq, a predicted model, not a curated record
AUGGCUGCACACGCAUUCCUCCUCUGCUCCCUCGCCUUGCUGUCCGCUCUCAGCCGGCCUGGGCUCUCCUUCUCUGAGGAAGAGUUUCAGCCUGGGCUCAUCUAUGAAGAAGUGCCUAAAAUUCUUGACAGAAGACGGGAGCUAGAUAAGGCUGGGGCCGUGGGCCUUCAGGAGAGAGGCAAGGACGGAGGGGAGAAGAGGGGGAGCAGCACGGAGGGAAGCAAAGAGAACCCCAAACAAGCAACAAGAGUCACAUCAAGUCAAGAUGGUGGGUACGGCUUGCAAAGUGAAGAGGUUAUUUUGACGCCUGAAGAUGAAAACCCACUCAGGAGAAUACUGCAGCCUUUUAACUGGCAUCAGCCAGGGAUGUCUCACAGUAAGAGGAAGCUGCUCCAGUCUCUGAUGGGGCCUUAUGGCCCACUGAGCGUGUCUUACAAUGGGAAGACCUGCAUUCUGUUCAAGGCAAAGCGCAUGGCAAUCCGCUACAGGAACCAUACCUUUAUUGACCUGACUGAGAAGGUCUUCAACACCAACUCACCCGUGGACACUAAAGGCUCCAUCUGCACCAAGGAGAAGGCUACGCUUUCAUUAAGGUUUGGUGAUGUGGAGGACCUGCGAGGUCUGGUAAUCAGGCUUCAAAUGUCAAACACUUUUUAUGAAGCAGCUGGUCAAAACUGGUUCACACUAGACAGUGUUCACAUCCACUACAACUGGACCCAGGAGGCCACGUUUAACGCCAGCGAGGUCUACGCCCCGGCCACUUCAUCCUACCAUUGCCAGCACGUCAGCAGCCUGCACAAAUACGACACCCUGCUAGUGCCCAGCUCUCACACUGACACAUCCGCUAACUGGCACAUCACUUUCACUGAUUUCCAGAUACAGGCCUUCAAUGUGCAGUCGGACAAGUUUGCGUCAGCCAGUGACUGUGCCACUUUCCUGACGCCCGCCAUCCUGAUGGGCUUGGUGACGUCUUUGAUUCUUCUCCUCGUCUUAGCCUAUGCCCUGCACAUGGUGGUACACCUCAAGCACAUCGACCGCUACGAGGAGCACAAAGCCACCGUCUACUUUCCCCGUAGUCCAGAAGCCGAGUUGCCAGACAAGAACAGCCUGUGA